This is a messenger RNA of Beta vulgaris subsp. vulgaris (sugar beet), 1776 nucleotides long. RefSeq lists its product as hypothetical. NCBI's taxonomy places the organism in Eukaryota, Viridiplantae, Streptophyta, Magnoliopsida, Caryophyllales, Amaranthaceae. The transcript is spliced from 10 exons. Gene Ontology annotation, biological process: signal transduction. Bases 263 to 1393 code for a protein of 376 amino acids. The record is from RefSeq and is a predicted model, not a curated record.
CGGGGAAGGAGAUUGAGGAGAAAGCACCUAAAUAGUCUGAAUCCAUAUAAACUUUCCAAAACACAGCAAGACAAUAUACAAUCAAAAUUUCAAAGUCUCCUUUGUUAUAUUUAUUUUCUUCAGAAUAUAUUUGUUUUCUCUCUCCUCUUCCUCCAUCAAAUCCACGAUUAAUAUAAACUGCAGACAAUUCAAUACCAUCACCAAAGUCUAAAGGUACAUACAAUAUUACGCCUGGUAGGUGUGACUUUUGGGUCAAAAUCUAAUGGCCUCUGUAGUAUCCCCUCAGUGGCAGGACAAGGCCAGUGGAUUUUUCUCUGCUUCAGGUGUUAAGCUUAAGGAAGCAGGGAACCAGGCUGGCUCUUUUGCCAAGGAUGCAAAAGAGAAUGUGGUUGAUGUGGCUGAACGAGUUGGGUCUGUAUUCAAAAGUAAAUGGUCACUUUUUCAACAACCCUCUACAAAGCAUGCUGUGCAGGAGCGGUUUCUUUCAGCUGCUGCUUCAACGAGCUUUUUGUUAAGGAAAGGAUUCUCAGAGACUAAAGACAAAGUUGUUGUUGGAAAGACAAGAGUUGAGGAGGUGGCAAAGAAAACUGCGCAGAAAAGCAAAAAUAUUUUAUCAGAUAUUGAAAGGUGGCAGAAGGGUGUUGCAAGCAGUGACGUAUUUGGAGUUGCAUUAGAGAUUACUGUGCAGCAGCAGCAAUCAAGCAGGCCUGUCCCGCAGAUUCUAGUUAGAUGUGCAGAUCAUCUCAUAGCAUCAGGGCUCAGCUCACCUUACUUGUUCAAGUUAGAGGGAGACAAGAAAGCUGUUCAGCAACUUGUUUCAUUGUACAACCAAGAUCCCGAUGCUGUGCCUCCAGAAAACACAAAUCCACUUGACAGUGCUGUCCUAAUUAAAUGCUACCUUGCUAGUCUACCUGAGCCACUAACCACAUUCGAGCUGUAUGAUGAGAUUCGAAGCGCUCGAUCGGGCAUCAACGUAAUUAGGAAUGUGUUGAAGAGGCUUCCUACUGUAAAUUACAUGACACUGGAGUUUAUUACUGCACUCCUGCUUCGUGUUAAUCAGAAGUCGGUUCUCAACAAGAUGGAUGCUCAAAGUCUUUCAGAGGAGAUGGCGCCUCUUAUUAUCUGGCAGCAGGGAAGGAGGCCUGAAGUCUAUAGGCAGUUCUGGCAUCAUGAGUCUAUAGCUCUCACAAGAAAGACAAGUAAUUUGCCCCCUAGGCCCCCUACUUAUGGCUCAUGGGACAUGCUUGAAGAGAGUGACGAUGAAGAUGUUUCAUCCCCGAUUCCCUUGGAUGAUGGCUUGCCAAUUGACUAUGCCGCAGUUGAGGUCAUCCGAUGCCUAAUAGAGCAUCACAACUCGAUUUUUGGUGAUGACAACGAGACUGUCUGGAGAUGAUAUGCGUCCAAAGAUGUUGAAGUCCGCAUAAAUAGUAUCUAGCUCUUGCUUCUUUCAGGGUAUAUACUAGGGUGAUGCAGUCUCUGUUCUGCUUCUUCGAGGGAAUGACGAGGCUGGUUUGAGUUUAGAAGAUUGGUUAGUUGUAAAUAUUUAGAAGUACGUGUGUUCCAUCUUUUGUUUUUGUGUGUCUUCUUUCCUUUGCCCUGCCCUCUUGUUCAUUCUCUCUAUGAAGAUGGUUUUGAUGGUGCCUAAGAUGUCAUUUUCUCAUCUUAUUUUUUUGUUAAUAAGGGUCGCUUGUAUCUCAUUUCAUUUAAGACAAAACUCUUGAAGCAUUUUAAGGUGUUAAUGACAUGGUUCAUGCUUCACCUAAUUUUAUUUUUGAA